CAAGCCAAAAAUUACACCAAAGAGUUCAAACAAUGCAGAGGCUUGUCCGCAAGGUGGUGGUUACACUCCCACACCACCACCACCACCACCAUCAACCCAACCUCUCCUUCAACAACUCUCUCCGCCACCGUAUCUUCCACACUAGUGGUGGCAGCGCCCACAUUCACCACCACACCCCGAAACCUACACAGCUAGGUCACCCAUUUCAUCGUUUUCACUCAUGGCACUCCUCCAACUCCAACCACACCAAAAUCCGAUCGUGUCUCUCCCAACCAAUCAUCGCAUUCAACGCUCUCCGGCGAAUCAGCCUCCUCAACUGCAGGCCCAAGCCUCCCGCUCUUCAUUCUAGAUUCAAUUCCAACCGGAGUUAUGGUUCUUACCGACGUCGUGGUGGUUGGAACUCUUGGUUGGACACGCUAACACCCGAUAACAUGGUUUUCGGCUUGAUUAUAGCCAAUACUGCUAUUUUUUUGUUAUGGAGGAUAGCAGAUGAAAAGUUUAUGAUAAAUAACUUUACUAUCUCUUUGGACAAUAUUAAGAGUGGGCGCUUGCACACUUUGAUUACCAAUGCAUUCAGUCAUGUAGAUGCCUGGCAUAUAAUUUCCAACAUGCUUGGACUCUACUUCUUUGGAACGAAUGUUGUAAGCAAUUUUGGACCUGGAUUUUUGCUGAAGCUGUAUCUUGCUGGGGCAGUUGGUGGUUCUGUUUUCUACUUGGUGCAUCAAGCCUAUAAGGCUCAAUCAUCAAAGGGCUGGAGAUUUAGCAAUCAUUCAAAAGAAUUGGCAUUGGGGGCAAGUGGAGCUGUGAAUGCAGUUAUGUUGCUUCAGAUAUUCCUCUUUCCAAAAGCAACCAUCUAUUUCGAUUUAUUUAUACCAGUUCCUGCAAUCCUGUUGGGAGUCUUCAUGAUAGGGAAAGACAUGCUCAGGAUAAUGGAGGGAGACACUAGUAUAUCAGGAUCUGCACAUUUGGGUGGUGCUACUGUUGGAGCUAUAGCUUGGGCUCUAGUUCGGAAAGGAAGAUUCUAAAUCCUUUUUCAUACCUCAGUAAACCCGAUUCUUUACUUGUUAAUUACCAUUAAAGGAGUUGUUAAUAUUGACACAUGAGUUGCUGUUCCUUUUUGUUUGUCUGUAAUGAAUUACCAUAGCUUAGGUAUCAUUGUUAAGUUAUUGGGUUAAAUUUGAAUUACUAACAGUUGCUGCUGCUUUACAAGCUCCUAUUAGUUACAA
Lotus japonicus is the source of this 1226-nucleotide messenger RNA. RefSeq names its product RHOMBOID-like protein 12, mitochondrial. The record is from RefSeq and is a predicted model, not a curated record. NCBI's taxonomy places the organism in Eukaryota, Viridiplantae, Streptophyta, Magnoliopsida, Fabales, Fabaceae. The transcript is spliced from 8 exons. Gene Ontology annotation, molecular function: serine-type endopeptidase activity. Gene Ontology annotation, cellular component: membrane. Bases 33 to 1025 code for a protein of 330 amino acids.